ACAAAUUAUAAUGAGGAAACGUUCAGUAAUUAUUACUUAAUAAUAACUCGUAAUUAAACCUAAAAAUAUGAUAAAAAGUGUUUAGACCUUUGAAUAAAUGAAUGUUAUAAAUACUAAUAAAAUGCUUGUUGAAGACAACAUGUGAAUAUAUAAUAGUAAGAUUUAUCAAUACGGCAUUUAAUGCAGAAAGAAUAAUGGGAUUACUUCACAAUAUAUCCGAGAUUGGCAUCUAAAGUGAAAUGUCAUCCUUGAAAAUUGCAGUUCUUGGAGAGAGUGGCGUAGGGAAAUCAGCGGUGACGGUUCGGUUUCUAACAAGACGAUUCAUAGGAGAAUACCACUCUGACUCUGACCUUUUGUACAAGUCUAAGUUGAAACAGGAUGACCAUUUCACCGACAUCGAGUUACUGGACACUUGCUCAAAGAGGGGCACGACUCCCCUAGAAUCGCACAUGCAAUGGGCGGAUGGGUUCGUGGUGGUAUACGACGUGUGCGACCGGAAGUCGUUCACGACCGCCCGUCGCGUGCUCAACAGGCUUCAUCGCAUGCGCAAUCCUUUCAUCAUGCCCGUGGCCUUGUUGGCGAAUAAAAUAGAACUGGACCACAGGCGCUUGGUCGGUGUAGACGAAGGCCAUGAGCUAGCUCUAGAGUUCGCAUGCCAGUUUUAUGAGGUGUCCGCGGCGGAGACGCCCUUAGCGGUAAACGUGGCGUAUCAGGCGCUCCUCCGAGACGCUAGGAUCACGCAGCAGCAGCGAUCCAACAUCCUGAGUCGUCGCCGCUCCUCGCUUCUCACGGUGUCCAAGAAGCUUGGAUCCAUAUUUGGCAAGAAGGACGCGGAGAAACGAACAUCACGUGACGCGCUUCCGGAUUUCGCAUUGUCUAUUUGAGUUAAGCUCAAAAGAGAAAGAAAAGUGGUAAUUGAUAAUAAAAUAUG
Messenger RNA from Mya arenaria, 931 nucleotides. RefSeq names its product ras-related and estrogen-regulated growth inhibitor-like protein. The transcript is spliced from 5 exons. Gene Ontology annotation, molecular function: GTPase activity; GTP binding. The coding region runs from base 240 to 884 and encodes 214 amino acids. NCBI's taxonomy places the organism in Eukaryota, Metazoa, Mollusca, Bivalvia, Myida, Myidae. The record is from RefSeq and is a predicted model, not a curated record.